CGCGCCCCAGAACUCUGGCGCUGCAGCCUGAGGAGAGCGAGCCACUCAGGCCCCGAAAAAAAGCAAAAAUUAAAGAAAAAAUUGUGAAAAAUUAUUAAAACAACGGAUCCUGGGGCGAAAGUCCGGAAAAGGUCUCGUGGGAUCUCCCGCGAACAAGCAAAAUGAGCAGUGCUAAUAUCUACUGGACCCCACCCAUGUCAGUUGGGACUGGGUGAAAACGAGUGAGAGAGACCGAAAGAGACCGAUUGUUUGCUUGCUGGAUGUUCCAAAGCGGAGAAGGGUUUUCCAAAAGAGAGACUGCAUAACCCCUCAAACCCACCCCUUUAAACUCCACUCCCAGGCAGGAUCCAGAAAGAGCCUGGAAGGUAGGGCAGCCACGGCCGGACAUAAAUGGCAACGGCACCCUAAGGCUGCCAUGGCAGCAGCUGCCACCGAUGCCCCACACCACAUAACCACACUGACGCCGGAGGAUCGACGAGCUGCCCCAAAACUCUUUGGAGGUCCAGCUCAAGUGAGGACGGAGAGUGAGAGAGAGAGGGAGGCCGAGAAGGAGGAAAGUGGCAAGGAGUGUUUGGUGUGUGGCACCCUCUUCAGCUCACAGGAUAAGCUUCAAAUCCAUACAUUCAGUCACACAGGGGAGAAACCGUUCCACUGUUCACAGCCCCACUGCCACAAGGCCUUCAGCUCCAAAUAUAAGCUCUACAGGCAUAUGGCCACACACUCCCCUCAGAAGACCCACCAGUGCACAUUCUGUGAAAAGAUGUUCCACCGUAAAGAUCAUUUGAAAAAUCACCUACAGACCCAUGACCCCAACAAAGAAGCUUUUAAGUGUGAGGAGUGUGGCAAGCACUAUAACACAAAGCUAGGCUACAAGCGCCAUGUGGCUAUGCACUCCGCCACAGCAGGAGACCUGACCUGUAAGGUGUGCUUGCAGAGCUAUGAGAGCACCCCUGCACUCUUGGAUCACCUGAAAAGCCAUUCUGGCAAGUCUUCAGGCGGCACCAAGGAAAAGAAGCACCCGUGCGAUCAUUGCGACCGGCGCUUUUACACUCGCAAGGAUGUUCGCCGACACAUGGUAGUGCACACCGGCCGCAAAGAUUUCCUCUGCCAGUACUGUGCCCAGCGCUUUGGAAGAAAGGACCACCUCACACGGCAUGUGAAGAAGAGCCACUCGCAGGAGCUGCUGAAGAUCAAGACUGAGCCACCGGAUAUGCUGUCUCUGCUUGGUUCUGGCUCUCCAACUUGUGCUGUGAAGGAAGAGCUUAGUCCUAUGAUGUGUAGCAUGGGCCCCAACAAGGACUCCAUGAUGACCAAGCCUUUCCGCAGUGGCACCCCUUUUUCUAUGGGCAUGUACAACCCUCACCACCUCCAGGCCAUGGCUAGCCCAGGAAUGGGGCAUCAUCACUCCUUGGUUCCUGGAUCACUGUCUGCUGCUAUGGGUAUGGGCUGCUCCAUGGAGCCCCCUUCAACCUUGCACCACCAUCAUCCACAUCAUCCACAUCAUCACCACCACCCGCCGCAUCCCUCCCCUCCACCCCCGCCGCACCAACAGACUCCACUGCAAACCCAAACCCAGCAGCAGCAUUCCCAACCUCACAAGUACCAGCUUGGAUCUACCUCAUACUUGCUAGAUAAACCCCUAAAGGUGGAGAUGGAGAGUUACUUGAUGGAUCUGCAGAGUGUCUUGCCAGUUCCACCCCCACCUCCAGCUGAUCCCCAUUCAGCUGCCUCACCUAAUAAAGAUGGACUGGAGCCUCCACCCAGCUUAACAGACGAGUUGUGUGGGGAUCCCCAUCUAUCUAAAAGCCCUGCCAUCAUUGCUGAAUCUCUGUGUGCUGCUAACAUGGACUUCUCCCAUUUACUGGGCUUCUUUCCGCUAAACCUGCCUCCCUAUAGCACUCCUAUGAGUUCUGGAGGCCUGGUAAUGGGCUACUCCACCUCCAAUGCCUCUUCUACUUCCUCAUCGUUGUCAGUAUCAUCACAUGCUGCCGAAUCACAUGCUGCCACAGCAACAGCCUCAGUGCCUCUUACCUCUUUGCAACCUCAACCUCAGGAGCAACCCGGCUCCAGUGGAGGUCUUGGUCUCGGGCCCCUGCACCCACUCCCACAAGUGUUUAGCUCCAGCCUUAGCACAAACACCUUGCCUCGCUUCCAUCAGGCCUUUCAAUGAGGCUUUCACCCCACCCUGGCCUGCCACAGGCCGAGACAACUGAGCAGGCCCAGGGAAGAGGAGCUUUAGGGCUCCCUCUAGGGGUGGAUGAAUGAAACACUUGAACACACAGAAGCCUUAAUUGAAGCGCACAAAUGCUUUUAAAUGAGCCUGGAGAAAAGAAAACAUUUAUUUUCAAAAAGGAAGUAAAACAUAAGAGAAAAAAAAAUAUCAGUGAGCUCUUAUUUAGGGUGUUUCCAUCUAUAUUUUAGUUUAAACCCUUGUCUCACAAAUUCACAAAUUACUAGCAUCAACAGGCCUUUAAGGCAUGGUACCGCAUACUUUACAAAGUAAUAAUAAUGAGUCAAAGAAAAGCAUAGGAUAAUGUAUGGAAAAAAGUUGAAUUUUUUUAAGACUCAGAGUAGUUUGAACUCAUUAAGCUUUUGUUGUUUGCUUUUACAAAUAUGAGACUUAAUUUAUAUUGUCUCCAUUCUAUUAAAGUCAGGUAUCGUUUAAUCACCCCUUAAACUAAAACUGCCUUGGCAGCCAGGAGAGGAAAAUUAAUGGAGGAAUGAAGUUGCAUAAAAAAAAACCUCUUCUUUCACAGCCAAAAAGCAAAUUCAUAAAAAAAUGAUUCAAAACAAAUUCCCCCAUAAAAAAAGUUCCAGUUGUUUAGACUUUUUCCUCCCAGUACAUUACAUACUUGAACAUUUACAAAACAAAUUGCCCCAUAUAAACAUGCACAAUGUUUUAAAGGUAUUUACUGAAAACACAGAGCAGAGCAUGUGCGAUUCAUAAAUGAUAUAAAAAUCAAGAGAUACAAUAAAAGAAGGAAUGCAAUUUUAACAGUCCGGCCUAUAUACACUGUGACCAUAUAGAACAGAAGACAGAUAAAUGGAUAAUGUAAAAUCCGUACAGGUUUAUGUUAGUCAAAGGAAGCACUUUGUUUACAGCAGAAGGCACUUGACCUUUUUUGGAAGUUCCCAUGGUGACCCACUGACCCUCAGUUCCCUACUUCCUGAACCAAUUUACCUUUUUUUCCCUCCUGCGUCGUAGCCAAGCUUAAUACACACAGCCACAUAUUUAAAAGAUUCUCUAGUAUCUAAAGAAGGAGAAAGUGCUUCCUUAUGGUUACACUUUUCCUUUCAGCACUAAUUUUUAACAUCUCUAUGGCAGACGUUUUAUUACCUCCACUUCCUGCCCACCUUAUUUUAAAUAUGUUUGUUAGAACACAAAAGAUUUUAGGCAGGUUAAUAGAGUUAAAUGUUGAAUGGUAAUAAUCACCCUGACAUAUGUGAAUAGAAAAGAAGAUAAAGGGAGGGAAAAAAAUCUACAAGAGUAUUUUUUGCAGUGUACGAAAUACCACGUUAAAAAAAAUUAUAAUAAUUGCUUUUAUUUUAGUAAAACAUAUUUUAGAUAGAUGUAUUAAAAAUUUGCUGAAUUUUUACAAAAAAAAAAAAAAAUUUCAGGUUUACAAUCUUGUGUAACCUUGGUCAAAAAAUCUAUGAAGUAAAUGCUUUUCAUUAUAGUCUUCCCUGUAUUAUUGUUCUAUUCUCUUUUUAUUUGUAUGUGGAUUAAAGGAUGAUAUUUUGACCCACAUGUAAUAGACUAUUAGUAGAAUAAUCAAGUAGAAUGAACUACUCUUUUAAUUUUUAGUGUUGCUUAGAAAGGCCCAUAAUGUGACUCAAGUUUGAUCCGAAUGAUUCUCUUUCAGUAUUGGAACAGACCUGACAAAUGUCUGCGGUGUGUGGCUUGCAUCCUGUGGUCCCUAGUUAUACAAUUUUCUUUUUUUUUUUUCUCAAUUUCUGUCCCAGGAGGCAAGACCAUAAAUCAAACGUACUGCAAAAUGAUGUGCUAAUAAAUUUAGCAAAGAGAAAAAAAAACACAUCAGCAACAUACAAAAUGACGUGCUAAUAAAUUUAGCAAAGAGAAAAAAAACACAUCAGCAACAUACAAAAUGACCACGUCAAAGACAAUUUUAGUGGCAAAUUGAUUCUUAUAAACUGAUGCUGAUGAUGGUGCAGAGUUCUCCAUCAACAUAGUAGAGAAAUCCACCUCAAAUAAAAGUCUGUUACAAAUAGGCAAAAUUUCCCCCUCCCACAACCGUCUCUUACCUUGAACUAAAUGUGAAAUUCAACUUAAGAAUGAAAUUGCUCAAAUGCGAGGCCACCCCGCCCCCUUAGAAAAUGAUUUUUAUUUUUCAUUUUUGAAGUUAUGCUGCUUUUAGCGCUAUGGUUGGCAACAGUCAUAGACCACUUCUGCAGAAAUCCUUCUGUGGACACCUUUAAACUGAAUACAUGAACUCCAUUGUCCAUUUCUGUUCUUCUUUUACAGCUGCUUCUUUCAUUCAAAUGAACUUUUUUUUUUUUUAUCAAAGCGUCUGAAGAAAGACAAAAUACCCAGAAGUCACCAGACUGGUCUUUGACAUUCAAAGCAUGGGACAGUUGAUUGGGAUAUUGCCUAGUCGUUUGUUGUCAUAUUAUAUAUUAUUUUCUGUUUGUUGAAACAGGACCUCAAAACAACACAACACAUCACCUCAUUUAAUUUUAUUAUACAUAUAUUUUUUUUUUCAUACCAAAAACCUGGGGAGAAGAAACUUUAUUUUUUUUGCACAAUUGCUAAUAAAAGAGGAAUAUUAGGAUUUAAUUUUUUUUUUUUGGAAUAUACCAUACAAAGGAUCUGGUAGGUUGUGCAUGUGCAUUAGAAUUUUGUUUAUUUACAAAUGGAUUGUGGGAAAGGAAAAUUUUUAAUAAAAAGUGUAAUUUUCGUUUUAAUUAUUCCACAUCCGGUCAAAUAAUUUUGGUGAAGGGAAGUAAAAAAAAAUCCAUUAGUUGACAGGCACUUUGAAAUGUAAGGGUUUUUUUAAAUAGAAAUGUCCUAAAAGUCACAUUAAUAUGUGUGAAAAGAAAGACAGGUGUAAACUGCACAAGCAGUAUAAGUAAUAGAGCUAAGCAAAGCAAUUUUCUUUCUUUCUUUUUUUUUUUUUAAAUAAAGAAAACUUAUUUUAACAAAACAUGGAAAAAAAUAAAAAAUUAACAAGCUAUUGGCAACUUGUGAGUUUGUCCUCCCCGGGUUUUCUGUGAGCUGAUUUAAAUUCUAGCACUUUUAAAAACUUUGAAAAGAGUAUUUUUUUUUUUUCUUGAAAUUUCAGCCUUAUAUGUUUGUUUGUCUUUUUUUGUUUUUUUGUACUUGACCUUGUACAUGUAUGUGCCAUUAGUUGAAUGUGUAGAAUUUAUUAAUCUGUGUAAUUUUUUUCCCUCCUCUUCCAAAGGAGUAACAGUAUUUUUUGUUGUUGAUAGAAUUUCACUAAUAUUUGCUGCGUUUUGCCCCAGCUCUUCUUGCUUUGUGCAUUUAAGCAUUUGAGAAAACAGUAUAUGUGCUUGUACUUAGCUUACCUUCAAAAACCCUCGCUGUAAAAGUCAGUUUAACACAAUUCAAAAGCUGCAACUUGCUAUUUCUGUAACAGAAAAAGGAAAGAGAUGAAGAACAAAGAAAAGCAAUACAGCUUCCUGCCACGAUUAAAAAAAAAAAAAAAAGUACCAAAAAAAAAACCCCAACAACAAAACACCUAAAUAUUACAGAGCUGACAGGUAUAACUGCGUUACUGCAUCAAGUAAACUCUGUUCAAUACUUUUUUUCGUUUAGGUUACGUUAUAAUAUAUAAUAAGCAGAAGACGGGAAGAAACUCAGAUGGGGGGAAUUUGGGCAAAGAUGGUGAUUAGUUGAGUUCCUGUUAGAAGCGUCCACACAGUGCAGCAUCCGUAUCUGAUUGUAAGUUGUGCUCGAGAUUAAACAGCUUGGAAUGGUGAAAGACAUUUCUUUUAGAAUGUCAUGCCUUAGUGCUCAUUUAAAAAAAAAUAAAAUAAAAGAGCCUUUCGCCCACUGUGAACUUUUAGCCAGCAGCAAAAUGGACUUUGGAAAUACAAAAACAAAACGCUUCAAGGAGCGCCCCUUCUAGGCACCUGUGAUGGUUCAGCAUCUGCUGGUAGAGAGGAACAACAUUUAAAUUCUUUUUUUUUUUUUUUUUUUUUGCUAAAGGGAAUGGUUAUUUGAUUUUUUUUUUUAUUCUCUCUCUAUAAUCAUAUAUCCCAACUACCUUUACGAUUGAUGGAAAAAAAAAAAAAAAAGUUGUGCUUUAUCUCCAUUGCACCUACUGGGGAUGCACUUAUCUUUAUUCUCCCAACACGUGUAGGUGUCUAACCAAGCAAUUAAAAAGACAUUGCAACGUAAAAAUAUCGUUUUUAAUGAUCUAAGGAGAAAAAAAACUUUGACUUAAUCUGACUUGAGUAAAGAAAUGCUUUGCUUUCUUGAAAGGAAAAUGUGACAUCAAAUUGUAGUUUCAUUUAUUUUUAGCUUAAUGUAAGUCUUGCAUUCCAAGCUCUUUAUGUAUCUUGUUUAGCAACAUAGUCCUCUUAUUUUUUUGUUUUUAUUUUUUAAGUACUUGCUUAUUACUACCACCCCUUGGAAAGGAAAAAAAAAGGAGUGAAAGAACAAAAAUGGGACAUUUUCAUUCAUCUUUACACUAUUUUAUAUAGCAUGGGAUUUUUGUUUUAUCAGCUACAGGGAGUAUUGUAUAAAAAUUAAAAAAAAAAAAAUAUAUGACAACCAGCCCACUUUGUAUCAACUACAAUCAGUUGCUGCAAUGUAAAGAGACAUAUGUAUAUUGGUUGAUCCAAAGAGAUGACAUUACAACAAAACCUAUUUACUUAUUGUACAGAGCAUUGUACCUUUUUGACUUGUAAUGUAUGAUGUUAAGUCAUUAAAAAAAAAAAAAAAAAUUCUUCUUCCCCCGCCCCUGCCCUUUCUUUUCACUUCUUCCUGGGGUGAUUUCCUGCUGGCUGUGGUGGGAAAGGGUGCUAGAAUAAGCAACCUGGGUUAUGGCUAAAAACUGCCAUUCGCAUACCAUAGAGCUGAGGCAGGAAACCACACCGCUGCACACAAACAAAAUGGAGAAGA
This is a messenger RNA of Silurus meridionalis, 7105 nucleotides long. RefSeq names its product pleiomorphic adenoma gene-like 2 (gene plagl2). Gene Ontology annotation, cellular component: nucleus. Bases 416 to 2170 code for a protein of 584 amino acids. Lineage: Eukaryota; Metazoa; Chordata; Actinopteri; Siluriformes; Siluridae. Gene Ontology annotation, molecular function: DNA-binding transcription factor activity, RNA polymerase II-specific; RNA polymerase II transcription regulatory region sequence-specific DNA binding. The transcript is spliced from 4 exons. The record is from RefSeq and is a predicted model, not a curated record. Gene Ontology annotation, biological process: regulation of transcription by RNA polymerase II.